AUGGAUAACUCAUCAAACAACCAACUAUCCAUCCAAGAUCUGGAGGAUCUAUUGAGGACGCCCAGCUUCUCCUUCACUUUGCCAGUUGCCACCGAGUUGGUGCUGGCGAGCGACGUGCCGUUGCAUCUGCAGACGUGGAGGACGCCACCUGACUUCUCCAAUUCGCCCACAGUCCUACCUGUCGCUGCCGAUCAAGCUACAGAGUCCUCGACACGAACGGCGAACAACCGUCUGGAUGAGAGUAUCGCCGCAGCGCACAUCUUGAUGGCGCUAAGCCGUCACAAUCGCAAAGUCUCCAACGGCGCCGUGAACACGUCUACCACGAUCAACUCGCCGGCAAGCAAACACAACGGCUCGAUGGCUUCUGGGACUGAGACUGGGGAACCUAGAAGCUCAAGUCAGAAGGCUGUUGAUUCUGAUCCUUCAGGCACAUUCAAACCCGCAACCGGACUUGAAUCCCCACAGCAACCAACCAGUCUCCGUCGUUCUAGCCGUGUGGCAGGCAUCGUCGCUGGACAGUCGCAUUUGUCCAAGCAAGUCCGGCUACUCCGUCACUGA
Plenodomus lingam JN3 is the source of this 558-nucleotide messenger RNA. RefSeq lists its product as uncharacterized. NCBI's taxonomy places the organism in Eukaryota, Fungi, Ascomycota, Dothideomycetes, Pleosporales, Leptosphaeriaceae. The record is from RefSeq and is a predicted model, not a curated record.